Messenger RNA from Brettanomyces bruxellensis, 1788 nucleotides. RefSeq lists its product as uncharacterized. Lineage: Eukaryota; Fungi; Ascomycota; Pichiomycetes; Pichiales; Pichiaceae. Gene Ontology annotation, biological process: DNA repair. Gene Ontology annotation, molecular function: metal ion binding; DNA binding. Bases 1 to 1788 code for a protein of 595 amino acids. The transcript has a single exon. The record is from RefSeq and is a predicted model, not a curated record.
AUGAUCAAGCGGCGAGUUCUUGGUGUUCAGAAUAGUGAUUCGGUUAGUGGAAAGAAAAGUAAUGUUGGAAGUAGUUCAGAUGACAGGGUUGAUAACAAUAAUGAUGAAGGUACUAUAAAGCAGGCAAAGGCAAAUAUCGGCACUAUAGAAAGUCAUGUGUCCGAUAUGCAAGGCAGCACUGAGAUUCUAUGUCCCAUUUGCUCGGAGAAAAUGCUUACUCUGACGCAAUUGAACCAGCAUUUGGAUGAUGAGCAUUCUUUAGAUAGUGAUAAUAAUGGGGAUUCGGGUGAAAUAGUGGAAGAUAAGAAGGAUGGGCCUGAAACCAUUGGAAUUCAGGCUGAUCUUGGCAAUUGGGUGAAGAAAAGUAUUAUCGAGAGCUUUAUUGGUUCUUCCGAAGGAAAUAUGUCCGCUAGAAGCAGUAACCCAAAUUCUAGUAGCACCUCUUUAAACAGUGAAAUAUUGCCGAAGACAGGAAAGAGAAAGAUCUCCAUACCGAGAUCGCACUGGCAAAAAUCUACAGGUGACGAUUAUUGCCAAUAUUCACACUGCAAUAGGAAACUUGGGUUGAAAAAUGGCCUGGUAAACUGUCGAAAAUGUGGUAAGCUUUUCUGCGAUUGGCAUACCAUGUACAGGAUGAAGCUCAACAAGGAGCUCAAGAGUGAUCCGACCCAUGGGUUGUGGUGCCGUGUGUGUAUAGAAUGUUUUACGGGGCGACCCUGUUGGAAUCAGCCAAAUACAGGAAAAGAACAUGAUCUCACUUCAUCCUAUAGGAAAAUCCGAAGUACAAAGUCAGAUCUGUCGAGUUUGAGCAAUUUGAACCUUGAAAAUCGGCUUUUUAAGCUUGUGGAUUACCUGAAAAUGGUUGAUGAUGGCAAAAUGAGCUAUAACGAGUAUGUUGUUCGGGAAAAGGAGUUGGUACCAUGGAAUGAGGGUUCAUCCAGUAAUGCAUGUAGUGUAUGCCAUAAAAAGUUUACAUUCUUUCUCCGACGGCACCACUGUCGAAUUUGUGGCCUCGCAGUUUGUGAUGAUGUCAAUCUGGGCUGUUCUAUGGCUGUUCCAAUUGAUAUAAUUGCCCAACUGCUUGACAUUACUUUGCCAGACGAAGUAAGCAACAGCAGAAACUUGGAUGCCGGGUUUCCCAAGAGUUCAAUGGUAAAAAGCAUGUCCAUAAGAAUGUGCAUUAAAUGCAAACGUGUGUUGUUUGGUAAGCGGCUUUCCCACAGAGAUGAAAUCAGGCUCGCAAGAAGCGAGUUUGUUUUGACAUACACGAAGUUUAGAGCUUUGACUGGUGUGAUAGAUAACGUAAAAAAAGGUACCGAUGACUCGAAACUUAUAAACUACUUCUCACAAAUUGAGCAGAUGGUGAAACAGUUUGGCCAAAGAACCAAGCAGAUGGAGAAAAGCGGUGAUGACGGCCAAAGUGAGAUUCGAAUCUGUGAGUCUUUGCAGGCUAUGAUGAUUGGCUACAUACAAGAGAAUAUGCCAAGACUAAGAAGUAUCCAGAAGAAGAAGAUCAAUGAGGAAAAGCUGCUCAAAGCUAGGCAAAAAGAAGCCAAGGGAAAUGUUACAAGCAGUGAUGCAAAGAAGUUAACGUUAAAAGAGAUCAGGUUAAAAAGAGAGAAGCUCAUGGUUCUGAUGGAACAGAAGUACACAAUCGAAAAUUUGCACGAGAGAUACAAAAAGCAGCGUAAGUUUGAUGACCUACAGGCAUUGGAUGAUAACUUAAAGGACCUCAAUAAGGAGAUUGAUGCGAUCCACCAGGAAAUUGGCAGUGAAGGGUUCAACUAG